Molecule: messenger RNA, 2629 nt
Organism: Osmerus eperlanus (European smelt)
Lineage: Eukaryota; Metazoa; Chordata; Actinopteri; Osmeriformes; Osmeridae
Gene: bcl2l13
Product: BCL2 like 13
Exons: 8
Coding region: 208-1809 (533 amino acids)
Biological process (GO): apoptotic process; regulation of apoptotic process
Cellular component (GO): membrane; mitochondrion
Source: RefSeq, a predicted model, not a curated record
CAGAAGUGCUCUCUCUAUCCACGUUCGGCCCACGCAGUCUCUGAUUUGCUGAGUAGUGAGGGGAGUGUGUCCGUGUGUGUCGCACGCUUUCCUAAACUAUCUUCCCUUUGUCACUCUGUGGACUGAAUCUGCCUGACGCCGAAGGGGUUUCGAGGACAUCUCCGGAUUUGACUGUGCAUGUGCCUGUAAGACUGUUGCAUCUUUCUGAUGGCUGCCUCGGGCUCUGACGCCACCAACGUGCCUGUGGGUUUCCACUACGAGACCAAAUAUGUCGUCCUCAACUACCUUGGCCUGCUCACCGCCUCGCGGACACACGCCCACGAUGACUUGUCCUUAGGGGAUGGAGAGAGCAGGAGAGAGAGGAACAGAGUGAUAAAGGGAGAGAUAGAGGAUGAGCUGAGGAAACUAGAAGAUGAGAUCUCAGCCUCCUUCACCAGCACAGGCUUCGACUGCCACACGUCUCCUGUGUUCAGCCCCGUCAACCCAGAGAGCUCCAUAGAAGACUGUCUGUCCGCUCUCGGGGACCGCGUGGUCCAGGAGCUGGACACACACCUGGACACCGCAACACACACACUCCUCAGCCGCCCCCUGGACUAUGAGCAUUUCCGAGACGUGGUGUUUGAGAUCUCCUGCCACUCUCAGGGAGGCUGGAACAAGGUUCUGGUUCCCCUGGUGCUGCUCCAGGCCCUGCAGGCGGAGGGCCAGAGCCUGGUCAGCCUGCUGCCUCUGGGGGUUCGCUUCCUGGAGGAGGCUGAGGCCUACUACAUCAUCCAGCAGGGGGGAUGGGGUACAGUGUUUAGCCUGGAGGACGAGGAGGAACAGGGCGUGAUCAUCGCCGAGGACAGCAACGACAUCUACAUCCUGUCUGGGGAGCAGCUUCCUGGCCAGCUGAGUCCGCCCGCGUCGCUGCUGGCCGCUGGAGACAGCAGUGAGCCCUGCUCCUGGCAGACGGAGAGCUUGCCCGUGUCCCUAGCAGGCCACGAGUCCUGGGCACAGGUGGAUAUGAUGGACCACCCUGAAGACGUGAAGAGCCUGGACAGCAUCGAGGGCGUGGCCUUGGCGGAGGAACGCAGCGAGAACAACUCCUCCAACUCUGACAUCGUCCACGUGGAGCGCGAGGAGGCGGAGCUCCUGGAGGGGGGCGGGGUGGAGGAGAGCAUGAUGAGCGUGCUCGGGACCGACAGCGAGCUGGCCGAGCUGAGGGCCGAGUUCAGGGACGUGUCGCCGCCGCCGCCGCACGCUCCGGAAACCGCGGCAACAGGCCCGUCGUCCCUGGUGUCUCUCGAGGAGCCCGUCGACAUAGAGACGCCCGUGAGUCUGACGGACGCCGUUCCAUCUGUCGCCGCCGUGCAGGCACAGCCUCCGGCCCCCGCUGAGGAGGCCCAGACCGCCGCGCCGAUUCUGGAGGCCCAACCUGAGGCCCCCCCAGCCCCGGUGGAGGCUGCGCCCCCAUCCCCGGCCAAGGCCCCCCCUACCCCGCCUCCCCCAGCACCAGCAGAACCAGAACCAGACCUCUCAGCUCCUCCUGAGGCCACUGCUGCCCCAGACCCGCCCCAGCUCGAAGCCCCGCCCCCGGCAGAGACCGUACCAGAACCGGUGGCUGCCCCCCUCCUGGCCGCGCCCCCCGCGCAGGACCCCCCCGAGACCCCGACGCAGGACCCCCCCGAGACCCCGACGCAGGAGCCCCCCGCGCAGACGGAACCGGAGCCAGACUCUGGAGAGCUCCCCGUGCUGCUGUACGGCGGCGCCGCCCUGGUGGCCAUCGCUGCCGUGGUCGCCUACACGGCCCUGACGUACCGGAGGAAGUAGCCGGGCCGCCCCUGGGUCCUAAACCAACACAUGUUCAUGCCUCACAACAGACUGGAGGCCUGUACACACCUCUCAGACUAGGAGUGGUGAACUAGGAUCAGCCGUGCCUUUAGAAGAAGAGGGUGCGUGACAAGGCUAAAAGCUGAUCCUAGACCAGCGUUCCUCCUCUAAGAUGCUCUGUCGGGACCCAGGGCUGCUGUGUGCCUAGUCAGGUGAAUGCUCACACCGUGGGGGAAACGCGUCUCUCUCUGGUUCUCCGCUUCCUGUUCCUGUUUUUUUGCUCCAACGCAUCUCUCCGACCGGAACGGACAUUGUAUCUAUGAGUUAUAAUUUCUUUCCCUUUCACUCUCAUUUGGCCUAUCUGUUGUUUGUGGGGUUUUUGUUUGUGUGGGAGAGGGGUGUGGUGCUGGUAUGCUGCCAUGUGAAAGAGCACACUAGUGAGGUGUAAUUUCCUACUCACUCUAAGCUGCAGCUUGGCUAGGAUAUCUCUCUGUUCUCAUGCGCUCUGGGUCUGAGGCCCAGUGGGUCCGGGUGCAGUUUUAGUCUCUUACAAAAAAAAUCAUGUUUCAGAGAAGGGAACCAACUCAUACGCAGUAUUCCUAUGUCUAAGAACCGUUAAUAUCAUGUAUGUUUUGCCCGUGAGGAGCAACUGUUAUUUUGUUUUUAGAAUUAGGAAUCCUUUGAAUACCACAUGUACUUAUCCCUGAUGUGCCUGGUAGUUAAAUCAAUUAUUUUGUUAGUAUUUCGAUGUAUUUGAGCCCCUUGUGGAUAAACAGAUUGUUGACACAGCACUUGACAUCACUAUAAAAUGUGAAGCAGA